AUGGCUUUCAGAGCUGCUGCGCCCUGUGUGAGGCGCUUUUCUGUGCUCCUUGCACCGGCGCUGCGACAGAGGCCAGCGCCGGGAGCUUGUCGGUGGCCGCUCAGAUUCGCCAGCACCCAGGCUGGCGCUGGCGAUGCCACCGCUCCGGAACAAAGCAGGGACUCCAUGGCGGAGACGGUGAGCGCACAGCGCCAGGUGCUCUUCCCCAACGCCCAGAAGCUGGAAGAAGCUUAUCAGCAGCAGGACCUCCAGAAGAAGGUCGCGGUGCCGCCAGAGCAGUGGUCACCAAGGCGCGUGCCCUACAAGACAUACGAGAAGGAUGGGGCCGCGGAGGACGACAGCGAAGAGGAAGAGGAGGAGGAGGCGGCGACAUUGGCCGCGGAGGCAGAUGUCGAGGGAUUGGAGGUCGGAAUGGAAGAGGUGGGCUUCCGCUACAACGGCCCUGAGCCAACAACUUUCGGAGAUUGGGCGCACAAGGGACGUGUAGCUCGGUGGGCAAGAGCCAGCAAGCAGCUGCAGCUAUGCAUGUGA
This is a messenger RNA of Symbiodinium natans, 531 nucleotides long. Lineage: Eukaryota; Dinophyceae; Suessiales; Symbiodiniaceae. The record is from the annotation of a GenBank genome assembly.